Conger conger (European conger) is the source of this 3347-nucleotide messenger RNA. RefSeq names its product NIMA-related kinase 6 (gene nek6). The record is from RefSeq and is a predicted model, not a curated record. Gene Ontology annotation, biological process: protein phosphorylation. The transcript is spliced from 11 exons. Bases 242 to 1174 code for a protein of 310 amino acids. Gene Ontology annotation, molecular function: protein kinase activity; ATP binding. Lineage: Eukaryota; Metazoa; Chordata; Actinopteri; Anguilliformes; Congridae.
CCGAGUGAGUGAAGUGAGUCAGUGUGCACGUUUGUACAGUUAAAAUAGAAAUUGCACAACGCGGAUUAAUGUAACAGCCAUGUUUAUACUUUCCGUAUUCUGCAGGGCUUUGUAAAGCGAAUUCACUCGGCGAAUUCAGGUGUGGGCUGCUCACAGGGGCUUGUCACUGUAGAACAGUUCCUAAGGCCUUGGGCCCUCAUCGAAGACUGGUUACAGGAGUCAGAGGGCCUGGCAUGCCAACAUGGACGGGCACAACAGCCACCUACAACACAACUUUGAGGAUCAGAACAAGCUGUACUCGCUCCCUGGACAGGAAGAUCAGAGGAACAUGCCGGCCUAUCACUAUUGCUGCACGCUGGCCAACUUCCGGAUCGAGAAGAAGAUCGGGCGGGGCCAGUUCAGUGAGGUGUACAAGGCCACCUACCUGCUGGAGGGCAAGCAAGUGGCCCUGAAGAAGGUCCAGAUCUUUGAGAUGAUGGACGCUAAGGCGCGGCAGGACUGCAUUAAAGAAAUCGACCUUCUGAAGCAGCUGAAUCACCCCAACGUGAUAAAGUACAUGGACUCCUUCAUCGAGGACAACGAGCUCAACAUCGUGCUGGAACUGGCGGACGCCGGUGACCUUUCUCAGAUGAUCAAGUACUUUAAGAAGAAGAGGCGGCUGAUCCCGGAGAGGACCAUAUGGAAGUACUUUGUACAGCUCUGCAGCGCCCUGGAGCACAUGCACUCCCGCAGAGUCAUGCACAGAGACAUUAAGCCAGCCAAUGUGUUCAUCACUGCCACCGGGGAGGUGAAGCUGGGAGACCUGGGACUCGGGCGCUUCUUCAGCUCCAAGACCACUGCAGCGCACUCACUGGUGGGAACACCCUACUACAUGUCUCCUGAGAGGAUCCACGAAGGUGGCUACAACUUCAAAUCGGACAUCUGGUCCCUGGGGUGCCUGCUGUAUGAGAUGGCUGCUCUGCAGAGUCCAUUCUACGGGGAUAAGAUGAACUUGCUGUCUCUGUGCCAUAAGAUCGAGCAGUGUGACUACCCACCACUCCCGACUGAACACUACUCUGAGAAGCUGCGGGAGCUGGUGGGCCUGUGCAUCAACCCGGACCCCGACCAGAGGCCCGACAUCGUGUUUGUCUCGCAGUUUGCCCGGCAGAUGCAGCUGUGGACCUCCAGCACCUGAACCAGAACCGGGUCCGAUCACGUCCCGCUCUGGAGAACUUAAACCGGCACCGCGACCGCCCCCUGGCGCGGUCCACUCCUCUCGUGGUCUUGCCUGGACUCCCGGUCCUUCGGUUCUGUUUCUGAGAUUGGGGGGGGGCACCGUGUUUCAUGAACGUUAGAGAAAAGGGCAGGUUUUGCCCCGUUUUGUUUUUAAGUUUUAUUUGCUUUCUUUUUUGGAAAAAUCUUUUUACAUUUUCUAAUGAGGGCCUACAGAGUUCAUUCAACAUGGGGAUGAAAAAUUAAUAAACGUCAAAAAAAAUUAAUAAAAAUUAAAAAUAAACUUGAUACAAAGACAUUCUGUAAUUGCUUGAAUGGAAGGGGUGGAGCCUCAUCUUGAUUGACAGGACCCUGUGUGUGACAAUGCUGACACAGAGACCUCUGCAGAUGGCUGCAUUCUAAACUGUUCCCCACUUCCCUCCAUCAGACCUGGAUCAAAUACCUCGUUGUUUUAGAUUCACAUACUUUUCUAUGCUUUACUGAGCCCAUUAAAUACUCUCAAAAAGUACAAACCCCAAAACAAUGACAUAUUUGACCCAGGUGUGAUUUUAUAAUCUUUUUAUUUCAUAGCCAGAAAUCAAAAAGUUGCACAAAAACAUUACAUAUACUGUAGUAUUCAUAAUAACAAUCUGACACGCAAACACCUGUGCUCAGCCGCACAUACACACGCUCACACGCACACACACACACGCUCACACGCAUAGUUCAGUUGCAUUUUAGCAAGAACUCGCAUAUUAACUUUGCCGUAUGUUGUUCCAUUCCACAUUUCAUUCAGUAUUAGCAUGAAGCAUAUGGGCCUGUUUUUAUUUUCUUACACCAUUAUUACUGUAGGUAUUUAUAUUGUUGUUGUACUGUGCCAAACAAGCCUAGGGGCUAUAUAAGCCUAUAUAAGGUGCAGCGUAGGGGACUGUGUCAUUGCACACUUGUCAUUUGCUAUAAGUGCAUACUCCAUUAAGUGCCCACUUGCUGUGGGAAGUAGACAGUGGUUUGGAGUCUAACCUUGAAUUUUAUAGAACCACAUGUAGACCCUGGGCAAAGGAGCUGUACCAACCCUGUAUUUUUAUGACUUCAUAUUAAGUUUGACCAUUUUCUGCUCCUAUUUUGUAUUUUCCUCCUAUUUUAAAGACAUUACAUUUAUGUGCAACCAAAGUGCCUGAAAAUUGUGUUGUGGCUUACUGCUCAAUUCUGUUUUGUUUAGUUUAUUGUUACUCCAAAGUUAAUGUUUUUUACUCCCGUACUGGAGGGUAAUUUAGUGCACAAACAUCGCUUCAGUGCAUUAGCCUUAAUUUGGAUACUUCAAAUACGAACAAAUGUGCCUAAUAGUUCGCUGAGAUAGGCACAUUUAUGCCUGAACAAUUUGUUGAAUAAACCACAAAGAACUUGGAUCAUUUUGCUGAAUCGUUGCUGGUGGCCAAUGUGUUCUUGUUGCCACUUUGAGGUGCCACUGAGCAAACCAAACAUUAGUUAGCUGGAAAAAAGUAAAUUAGGCCUAAACUGGCCACUGCUGCCACACCUGGUCACCCUUGGAACUGCGCCUCCUUGUAUCAUUGCAGCUAUUUGUCUGACAAGUUAUUGCCACCAGCCCCCGAUUGACCAGCCUAUCACAACAAGAGGAGUGAACAACGAAAUACUACGGAACGAGAAUGCUCCUGCAAGGAAUCCUGGGAUUUCUAAACUUUUGGGACUGAUAUAACAUAUAUACCAUUUUACUUUUGUAAUGACGGCUUCACUUUUUUCAGUUAUAUUCUUAAAAGAGAACACUGUGACACAAUGCAUAACUAAAUGCUAUGUUUUAUAAAUAAAAAAAUGUUAGAAACAAGGACAGGUGUAGAAUGCAGGCUUACAAGCUUUGAAUCUCAUCGAUCUCUGCAAUACCUCAGUGCUCUGAUAUCAUGGAUGAAAGUCGGUUUAAAAUAACCUCCUUUUAAUAAUUUAAUAAUCUCUUGAUUUAAUUAUUAUGCAAUUUCUGUUUCCUUUAUCAAUCCCUAUUAAGGAAUAUUCUUUUUCAGAUUAACCUUUCUUAGAAGAAUUUGACAUUUGGUGUCACUGUGAUUUUUUAAUCUUGUGGUGUCAUGCUGACUUUGGUUUCUUUGUAGGUGAAAAUAAAAUGAAGACUAUAUUUCUGGAUGAUUUUA